CCAUCCUCCCAUAGAAUAGACAUCUACCAAUCCAUCCACCUUGCUACUCUCUACAAACACAACUCGAUUAAUUCCUUUCAUCAGUCCAUUGAACGGGAAAGAGCCAGCAUGAAGUCAACUCAAGUCCUCGCCGCUAUCCUCCUAACCUUCCUCCCGGUGCUGGCUACCGCCCAAAGCAACACCACCACAUCCGCCGCAGCAUCUACAAACACCACCGGCAGCUCAGGGCCCACCUCCCUCCUCCCAACCGGCCUUACAACUGCCUCAUCCGCGAACACAACGGCCACUGGCAACUCGGGUAACAAUUCAACAGCCCCGACAAGGACCUCUACUGGCGCCAACAAUUCCACUAUCACCUCCUCCCCGGGCAAGAACGCUACCAGUUCCGGAAGCAAGAACGCCACUACUACCGCCAAGCCUUCCGGGGGGAAGAAUAAUAUCACCACCACUAUCGUCCGGAGUAACAGUGAUGGGUCGUUGUCCACAGAGACGAGUGUUAUCGUCGUUGAACCCUCCGAGACUGGUGGUGCGAGUGGGGGUCCGGGUGGUUCCGGCGAGAGCGGGUCCACGACCGGAGCCGGAGGAGCCCAGCCCUCUGAGUCGGCUGGCUUGAACAGUGGCGUGGGAUCGGUACGUGCCGGGUCGGUUAUCGGGAGUGUAUUGCUGGCCGGGGGAAUUCUGGUUUUCGGUCACCUCGUUUAGGGUGUAUGGGGUUGGUAGAUUGAUGGGAAGGCAAAGUUUGCAUUUUUUUUUCUUUUUUCUUUUUUUCUCAUUGGAGAAAAAGAAUGUAAUUGUACACCGUUGCUCUUUAAUCAUUGGACCUUUUCGUACGGGGAUUUUCCCGUAAAAUUGUACAGUAAGGGGAGCAGAUUGGACGGUCGAACGCAACCGGUUUCUAGAUGGGCGGCUCGACCACGGUCGUCAACUGUUUGACAGCUCUCAGAAGGGCAAAUAUCAGGUCGGGAUGGCAACGGGGCGGGGGGGUUAACUCUUUUUUUUUUCCUUAAUCAUUAUUGGGGGUGCAUUAUCAU
This is a messenger RNA of Tuber melanosporum (Perigord truffle), 1031 nucleotides long. RefSeq lists its product as uncharacterized. The record is from RefSeq and is a predicted model, not a curated record. The coding region runs from base 109 to 702 and encodes 197 amino acids. The transcript has a single exon. NCBI's taxonomy places the organism in Eukaryota, Fungi, Ascomycota, Pezizomycetes, Pezizales, Tuberaceae.